Messenger RNA from Postia placenta MAD-698-R-SB12, 2397 nucleotides. RefSeq lists its product as hypothetical. Lineage: Eukaryota; Fungi; Basidiomycota; Agaricomycetes; Polyporales; Adustoporiaceae. Gene Ontology annotation, molecular function: transmembrane transporter activity. The coding region runs from base 1 to 2397 and encodes 798 amino acids. The record is from RefSeq and is a predicted model, not a curated record. Gene Ontology annotation, biological process: transmembrane transport. The transcript has 21 exons.
AUGCUCUUUCAGCGACUUUCCCUCUUCUUCGCACUUGCAGCCUUCGCCGUGUUGAUGUCCGUGCAAGCAAGGCCGUUGCCUGAGAAAUCGGCCAUAGUCCGUCAGGAUACGUACCUGGUUAAGCGGUCGAAUGAGAAUGCAGAAGUCGAUGAUAGUGACCCAGACGGUCAGGACUUCGUGUCUUCAUUGAGCCAUGGCUCACAUGCCCGCCUUAGACUCCUUACGGGCGAACCACUAACUGAUUACCGACUGGGCAAGGAUGUUGCUGUACUUCUCGUAAAAGUAAAGCCUUUCACUCUGCUAGUGUUUCUCAAAAUGGGUUUAUCCAUUGCUGCAAAAACGAUGGAACUGAUAGCGAACAUUGGGUGCGGCGAUGGGUUCCCGUUCCUUCCAUUCGCUCAUCAUGCGGUCAAGAUUUCGAAGCCUUCGCUCUCGGCGCUGUUCUACGAUGGAGAAGCACGGGUCUUCAGUUUGUCUCCAAAUGCAGUUCUCGCCGCGUCGAAUGUUGGCUUCCUCGUCACAAUGGAGGUCAUCGCCCGGAUUCGUGACCUUCGUUUAAACUACAACAUUGUUGUAUCCGUGUUUCCCUUCAGGCUCGAGGAGCUCAGAUACCAUGAGAUCUCCAGUCUCGUCGGAUGGCUUCUUUUCAUCUACCUCUUGCUUAUGGAGGCGCCGACGUUCUGGGUGAUGUGCCUUGGUCGGCUGUUCGAGGGAAUAAGCACUGCAGCAAUCUUGAUCGCCGGGUUGGCACUUAUCUGCGACGCGACACCAGAAAAGGAUAUCGGAGGGCAGCUCGGGGUCGCCAUGAUCGGUGUGCCUCUUGGUUCACUUGUUGGUCCGCCCGUGGGAGGCGCGCUCUACGCACGAUGGGGCUAUCGUGCCCCAUUCAUUUUUGCCAUACUGUUCACAAUAUUCGACUUCACGGCCCGGCUUCUCGUCAAGGACAACUUCGAGGGCUCGCACAAACAAGAAAAACAAGUCGCCGGCCAAGCGGACUCAGAAGCCGGCAAAGAAUCUGCAGCUACAGCGAAUGAGAACUCUGCAUUCGUGCCAACGGAUGUCCUUGCCACCGAGGGCCCCAAAAUCGAACUGUCGAUGGUGGGCGUCGUGGUCCGGCUUCUGACGUCUGUGCGGGCGCUAGUGGCUCUGAUCAUAGUUUUCUUCUGCUCUGUUGCGUUUGCUGCACUAGAUGUCACCAUACCGCUCCGUCUGCAGGCCAUCUGGGGGUACAAUUCUACAAAAGUGGGGCUGGUGUAUCUUGCAGCGAUUAUUCCGACGAUUAUAUCUAAUGCCUCGGCUGGCGUAUUGAGCGAUCGCUUCGGGCCAUCUCUGGUCGCCGUGGUCUUGCUGGUAGCGGGGAUCCCAUGGUGGGGUCUGCUCACCCUCAAAUUCUCCGUGGCUUUCUUCAUUGUGUCUUUUGCCAUCGAGAGUAAGAUGGUCGCCUUCGUCAUGCUGAUCUAUGCUGAACUCUUCUGCGUAGAUCUCUUCAUCGCGGCUGUGGCAUCUCCACUCACAGCAGAACUGGCCGCCAUCACGCGGAAGAUAGACGGUGUUGGUUAUGCACAUACCUACGGGACGUUCAACAUCGUCUUCGGAGUUGCGAAUGCUGUUGGUUCGGUCAUGGGUGGACAGAUUUACAGUCAUUCGCCCAUUGGCUGGGACAUUCUGUGUUACAUCAACAUCGGCAUUCUCUCGCUCUGCCUUUUCCUCACCCUCGCAUUCGUCGGGGAACGUCCGCUGCUGCAUGCAUGGAGACGCCGAGAGAAGGACAAUGCGUCGCUCGGCGACACGUCAGAUCCAGAGAAGAACACGGAACCCGCGUCCCUGUCGGACAAGACAAAAGAUGUGGCAGUUGUCGACGAAGUGCUCCUACAUUCGUAUACAUUGCACGCUCUGCGCCUCAGACACUCACAGCAGGUUAAGCACCUGCCCGUCAAUCCCGAAGGCGAGUCCAUUCGCCUCACCAAAGACCAACUCUACCAGGGUCUGCUAGUGAAGGCUCGUGAGCCAAGCCGCUUCGUGUCGGCCAUCUCGACCUGCAAGGUCUUGCGCGAAAACACAACAGGGCUCCUGCGUGAGGUGCAGUUCAAGGGACACCCUGCGCCCGUGCACGAAGACGUGACGUACUACCCGCCCGCACAGCUCACCUUCAUGAUGACAGAUCCUGCGACCGGCGCGCACCGCGCGCAGAUCACGAACCUCAUCAGCACAAUGCCAACAACGCGUGGUCCGGAGCUCGUCCUCACAUUCGCAUUCGCAUGGGGCCCGGUCGGUGAGCUGGACACGGGCGCGGACGCGGAUGCGCUCGAGCAUGAGCGACGAGAAAUGGCGGAAGAGGCGAUUGCGCACACGUUGAACGUCAUACGGGAGAUGGUAAAGAACCAGGAGAUUCAAUGA